CCUCUCUCUUUCGCUUCAGCUGAACCUUAUAAAUAGGCCCGGUUUUUAAUUGCUCCGGCAGCUUCCUCUACCUCUCUCAAUUUCUUCACGUAACAAAGAGAAGAUGGCGCUUUUAUCAGUCCCUGCAUUUCUAAUACCAUCCAUCAAACUGACCUCUCACUCCGGCAAUCAACCAAACCAAGCUGUGCUUUCCUCCCUCUCGGUGCGACUCCUCAAGCAGCAAAGCAGCAUCUGCAGAGAUGGUGGAAGAAGAAGGGUAGCCUUCAGGCAUGUUGCUUGUGCAUCGGCUGAAGGCGUCGCCGCCCAGGCUUUGGCCGGAGACGAGGCCUUUCGGCCAUUUGAGGAGGUACAGAGGAAUGAGCUCUACGUUGUUCCUACCUCUCCCCAUUGCUCACUUGCUCGCCAUUUGUACGCCGACGAGUGCGAAGCCGCCGUUAACGAGCAAGUCAAUGUUGAGUACAAUGUAUCCUAUGCUUAUCACGCCAUGUUCGCGUAUUUCGAUCGGGAUAAUGUGGCCCUCAAGGGGGUGGCCAAUUUUUUCAAGAGGUCAAGUGUCCAGGAGAGGGUGCAUGCUGAGAAAUUCAUGAUAUACCAGAAUAAGCGUGGGGGGAAGGUGAAAUUGAAUGCCAUCGUGAUGCCACCAAUGGAAUUUGAUCACCAAGAGAAAGGGGAUGCUUUAUAUGCCAUGGAACUUGCACUUUCUCUUGAGAAGUUGACUAAUGAGAAGCUUCUUAAACUUCACGAUGUAGCGGCGCGAAACAAUGACAAAGAAUUGGCUGAAUUUGUUGAAAGUGAGUUUUUGAGUGAACAGGUUGAGGCGAUUAAGAAGAUAUCAGAGAUCGUGGCUCAGCUUAGAAUGGUUGGCAAAGGACAUGGUGUUUGGCAUUUUGACCAGAUGCUUCUCCAUCAAAUGGGGGCUGCCCAUUGAUUUGGGCUAACCCAACAGUAACAAGAAGGCUACCUUUCGUUUCCUGUCUGCGCAGUGUAGAUAGAAA
Messenger RNA from Nymphaea colorata (pocket water lily), 995 nucleotides. RefSeq names its product ferritin-3, chloroplastic-like. The record is from RefSeq and is a predicted model, not a curated record. Bases 104 to 928 code for a protein of 274 amino acids. Gene Ontology annotation, molecular function: ferric iron binding; ferrous iron binding. The transcript is spliced from 8 exons. Lineage: Eukaryota; Viridiplantae; Streptophyta; Magnoliopsida; Nymphaeales; Nymphaeaceae. Gene Ontology annotation, cellular component: cytoplasm. Gene Ontology annotation, biological process: intracellular iron ion homeostasis; iron ion transport.